GGGUGAUCCAGAACUGUCAGCCACCACCCCAGGGUGGGUUGUAGCCCUGUGUCAGCCUCUGUCACAGGCUGCUGGCUGAGGACUGGCUUUGCUCAUGGCUUGCUCUGUGUCUCUCAGGCAGGCCAGCUCAGCUCUGCUGCAGGGACCCUGCCAGCGAUGUGUAAAUGGCCUCAGAGCGGUGCUCGGAGUCUGCCCACCCCGUGAUUUUCAACAAGCUACCUCAUCCAGAGCCUGCCACCGCCUUCCUGCCCAGCAGAAUCCCUGCCACAUCCAGCCCUGUGCCCCACCCUGAAAACCUUUUCAACUACAAGGGCUCCUACUUUGCCUGCCCGCUGCAGAGCCCCGAGGGUCCCGAGCAGCCCCCGGCUGGCUGGAGCCCCGCGCCCGCCUACCUGCACCACAGCCCCAGUGCCCUGGGCCAGCCUGGGCCAGCUGAGGAGCCGCUGCUGGGCUUCCUGGUGCACCCAGCAGAGAGCCCAGGUGCUGGGCUGCAGCCCCCAGACUCCCAGCACAGCAAGGACAGGCUGAGCCAGAAGCAGCUGAUGCCCAGGAAGAAGCUGGACAGAGCCAGGUGCCCGUUGCCGGUGAAGAAGCCGCUGCUGGUGAAGAAGGCAGCCCCUCUAGCAGUCCCCAGGCCUGUGUACGGAGCCCCUGCCUCCUUCCUGGCUCCCAGGAUGGCUCUGCUACUGGGAACACAGGCACAGAGCCUGCAGCAGCGACCAGGGGUGGCAAACUGGGCCCUGCCCCCUGCCACCCACGCUCUGCACCCCAGCGAGCCCCACAAGACCGGUCCCUGCUCCGACCACGGCCUCGCGCUGCUGCCGUCCAGCCUGGCCCUGCCUCCCAAGGAGCAGCUGGGCUCUCCCAUCGCCUUACCCCACUGCUGUGUCACCUUUGAUAAGUAUGGGCCACCCCCCAGCAGCCCCUUCCUGGAAGCAAGUUGUCCCACUGCCCAGAGCCAGAAGAAGGUGCCAGAGCUCCCCAGCCUCAGCCUGGAGCCCUGGCCCAAGCUCCAGACACCAGACGCCAGCCCAGUGAGCAGGGAGAGGCCAGCAAUGUGCUACCCACCCUCUCCCUACCCGCUGUCACCUCACAGAGCUGGGCCCCUCUACCACCCCCCAGCUCCCACUGUGGGAGAGCCCAGUGCUCUGCCCACCUUUGGCUACGUGGGAAGCAGGGAGCCCUUUGCCAGCACCUACCUCAAGCCCCAAGUGCCCAGGAGUUACUUUCCCAGCCCCUUGGAGCCCUACGUGCAGAGCCCAGCGGGUGCCAGGCUGGGGGUGGUGCUGAGGGAUGCUGUGCCCCCCGAGCUGCCCAGGAGCACGGGGUACCCGGGGUUUGCCCUCAGCCCAGGUGAUGCAGCUGUGUUCCACGGCUCCUUUCCCAGCACAGAGCCGGGCUGUGAGCAGCACGGGGCGGACAGCCUGCACUGGAGAGCAGCACCGACGCACAGCAGCGCUUUCCAACCUGUCUGCACCGCAGAGAAGCUGUCUGGGGGCUCUGGGGGGCUCGCUGAGACAUUUCCUGAGAGAGGAGGCAGCUGGGAGAAACUCAGGCAAGGGGAGGAGGAGCCCCUGUACCCAGAGAGGAGGAGCAGCAGCCCAGCCCCUCAGGACUUCCCCCGUGGGGGAGCAGGGGAAGGAAAUGCCUGUGAGGUCAAGGAUCCAGCCCAGGAGCUCAUCCGCCCUUCUCCAUCCGUGACCCCCACCAGGAGGCUGGAAGAGCUGAGGGACACCAAGGCUUUGUCAUCCUCCCCUCCCAUGCCUGUGAUCCACAACGUCUUCAGCCUGGCUCCUUACCAGGAGUACCUGCGGAGGGCCAAGGAAUCAAACCCCCUCCUGUUCUGCAGGAAGCAUCUGUGGGAGCACUCCUCACCCCAAAAUACAGGUGGCAGCCAGGAGCCUGCUGCUCCCAGAGACGUCUCAGUGGUGUCCAGCCUGGGGUCGGGCAGUGGUGCAGUGCAGAGCCAAGGGGAAAGCUGUUACCCGAGCGUCCCUAAAAAGCCAAAGCCUGAGCCCCAAGAGCUGGAGUCUCAGGAGGACAGCCCUGACGGGGUGGACUCUGAGGAGCUGCCCCCUGAGGAGAUGGCUCUGGACCUUAGCUUCAAGAAGGGACUGGUGGAAGCUGGGGACACCCAGAGACCCACUGAGUGUGUGGAGGGGACAAUGAAUGGAGAAGAUAAGGAGGAGAAGGAAGCUGCAGGAGGGAAGGAGGGGUUGGGAGAGGGUGCACAGCCCCCCAUGCCUGAGGCAGACUCUGGGAGCAGGGGCAACUUCCAGAGCUCAAUCAGCUUCAUGUUCCAAAAAUACAAGCUCCUGCCCUCCCUCCUGCCCAGCACUGAGCCCCCCCAGCGGGAUGGCAGCCCCAAAGCCCCCCAGCCCAGCUCCCCCAGCAGCACCCCCACGUUGGCUCACCCAGCCUCCUCCCCAUCCAACCCCCCGUUGCCACUGCCUGGCCCCCAGCUCAGCAUCAUCGUUGCCCCAAACCUUCCCCAGACCCUGCUUCUCAAAGCCCCAGCCACCCCCGUGGCAGAGAGGGUCUCGGUGGUCAAGCAGGUGGGUGGUGUCCCCACCCAGACCCCCUCUCAGUGUUUCACCUCCCUGCACACCUCGCUGUGUGACACGAUUUCGGGCUCGGUGUCCCGCUCCUCCCCAGAGCUCCUGCGGCAGUGGCUGGAGAAGGCUGAGCCGGCAGAAGAGCUGGGAGAGAUGCCCAAAUCCCUGCCUAAGCCCAAAAAUGGCUCCAAGGCUCCCAAUCCUCACAAACCCAGCAAUGGCAGGGAAAUCUGGUUGGCUUUCCAGGACGUGGCUGGGCUCCUCACCAAACUGCUCUGCCAGCUGGAGAACUUCAAGUCCUCUUGCCCUUUCCCCUACGUCGUCCGGGCGGGAGCCAUCUUCAUCCCCAUCCACGUGGUGAAGGAGAAGCUCUUCCCAAAGCUGCCCGGGAGCUUCGUGGACCAAGUGCUGCAGAAGCACAAGGUGGAGCUUCGUCCCACCACCCUCUCAGAGGAGAAGCACCUGAGGGACCUGGAGCUGAAGAGCUGCACCUCCCGCAUGCUGAAGCUCCUGGCGCUCAAGCAGCUUCGCGAAAUCUACCCCGACCUGCUCAACCUCCACUGGCACAGCUCCAUCCAGCAGCAGCUCGGUUCCAGCUCAGAGACUGGCCAGCAGCCUUCCAAUCAACUCACAACAUAACCUAGCAAGCUGACAGCUUGUCGGAAGCAGAAGAUUGUCCAUGCCCUGGCAUGGCACUGAAAGCUGAUGGCAAAGAGACAGCCACGGACAGAUCAAGGAAAAGGAGGCACUGAGGAAUGUGCCAAGGGCAACAGCCAAAAAAUUAUUGGAAUGGGAAGGUCCUGAGUCCCCAAAGCUGUGGAUGCCAACACCACCAGCAGCCCUGCAGGCACGUGCUCAGCUCCCACCAGCAUCAGGAUCCUCCAGGAUGUUGAUACCUUGCCAGGGCCCCUGUGGGGCUGCUGCUCAGGGUGGAGAACAGCUCAGAGGUGCUCCAGGAACACACACAGGGAUGCUGGUUGGUUAUGAGCCCCUCACUGCAGCUGGAGCUGCUUUUCUUUGAAUGGAUCAUCCUUUAGUGCAUCUUCUGCCUCCAUCUGUGAUUCCCCUGGUGAGCUGAGAGGGAAUGGCUGGAGUGCCAGUGGAGCUGGAUCAGGAGGAGCAUGGAAAUGGCCACAGCACCAUCCCCAGACUUGGAAAAAAGGGACUGCAGGGAUGACAUCCCACCUCCUUCUCUCUCCUCUGAAUCCCCCCUCCUGCUUUAUCCAUGCUAUUCCCAAUAAAGAUCCCUUUCCUCUGAGAUUUUCACCUUUAAAGUGCCACAAAGACCUGGCAUGACAGCAAGGGAAUCGUGACUUGCAUAGUCCCAGGACUAAGUUUUUGUUGUUAUAAAUGAAGACAUUUUACAAAUGUUCUGGAUUUACCUUUAUAAGGAGCUGCUGCCUUCAGGUCAUGUUUUUUGGGUAUUUUUUUUCUUUAAAUACAACAACUUAUACAUGUCAUUUUAUUUAAACUGAAAGGCUGCAAGAAAGAUUUAGAGACUCUUAAAGAAAAGAAAACUAAAUCACUUUACCUCCCAGGUUCUGUCCCAAAGAAGAAUGUGGGAGAUGCACGUUUAGGGACCACCUUGGUGGAGACUAAAGGGGCAGAGAGGGGAGUGAUGCUGCCACACCGUGGAUCCUUUCAUCCCAAAGGGUUACAGGCAUCCCAGGAGGGAUGUGGGCAUCCCAGGACUUACGGACAUCCCCUCACCCUGGGGGGCUGCAGCAGGGUACACAGCAGAGGCCUUAAAAACUCAAAAAACCUCAUUGCUCAGGUGUUCUUCAAGCUGCUGCAAGGGCAUGGAGGAGCAAAACAAGGGUUAUUUUUUAUUUCACUACAGGGAAUAUUUAUAUUAAACUAAGAAAACAGAGGGGGUGAGGGAAGUGACCCUACCCAAACUGUACUUAUUUUAGCCAAAAGGUGUGUUUGCUACUGGGGGAUUUCUGUGGGUGCCUUCCUGGUUUUCUGUGGGGCUGGGGUGGCUGUGGAUGGGAUGGGUGAGGGGGAUGCUGCUGUUCUCCUCACUCCCCCUCACCACUCCAUGCCUGUGCACAGUGAUUUGGAAAGCAGUGUUUGUACAUAAUGUUGUUUUUAUAUAUGUAUAAGGUUCUGGGGAAGAAAGUUCCUUCCCUUUAUUUAAUUUUUUGUAAGAAUAUGAAGAGUUGCUUCACUUGGUUUUAAAGAGUUUGGCCUGUU
Oenanthe melanoleuca is the source of this 4751-nucleotide messenger RNA. It is a transcript of the gene PRMT2IP, whose product is annotated as chromosome 10 C15orf39 homolog. The record is from RefSeq and is a predicted model, not a curated record. Bases 165 to 3194 code for a protein of 1009 amino acids. NCBI's taxonomy places the organism in Eukaryota, Metazoa, Chordata, Aves, Passeriformes, Muscicapidae. The transcript has 4 exons.